AGUGCAAGGCCAGAAAAAAAACUAAAAUAAUGUCCACUGAACACAAAUCAAGACAUCGUCAGGGGUCAAGUGUCUUUAAUUUUCUAUUACAAUAAAAAGUUUUGUAAUUUUUGAGUCAUCCCUCAUUUAUAUUUCAGGAUUUCUAGUUAAAAAAUAGCUCUUCUCAUUUAAAAUAUGGUCGCCUUAAAAAAAUCUAAUUUCUAAAGAGUCCCGUAGAUUUUACAGUAGACAUGCAAAUAAUGAACGUAGGUACGGGAUGUUGGUAUAUUGUUUUUAUUACAUUUUUGUUAUUGGAUGGAUAGAUUUAGAUUUAUUUCAAACAUGUAACUGUAGGUGUGUGUGUGUGUGUGUGUACAAACAUUGUGGACUUCUAUGAGAAAUAAUCAGCAGUUCUACAUUCCAAAAGCUCUCUUGUUCCUUCAGAAGGAACGAUUUCUUUUCCUUGUGUUGUUAUAAAUGGUCGAUCCGUUCCUAUUGUCAUAUCUCAGGGUCUGUACUGUAUCUCGGUGAACUGUAUGGAUAAUGCGGAGGCCCAGUUUACCACAGCCUUGCGGGUGAGUACGUGAUGAAUGAAUCUCUCCUCAGAUGAUGUCAGUAGUUUGUUCUUCCCUCCGGUUCACUCGCCUUGCUUCUUCUCUCUUCCUCUACUCUGCGGUAGCCGCUCUCUCCUCUUAUGUCAAAGAUGUCGUUGUGUUUCAGCUCACCACACACCAGGAACUGUGGACAUACAUCGUAACCAACUUGGCCAGUGUCUACAUAAGGGAGGGGAACCGACACCAGGAGUUGUACAGCCUCCUAGAGAGAAUAAACCCAGACCAUAACUUCCCAGUAGGCUCUCACUGCCUCCGUGCUGCAGCCUUCUACAUCAGAGGACUCCUGUCCUUCUUUCAAGGACGCUACAACGAGGCCAAACGCUUCCUGAGGGAAACCCUGAAGAUGUCUAAUGCUGAGGAUCUGAACAGACUGACUGCCUGCUCCCUGGUUCUGCUGGGACACAUCUUCUACGUGCUGGGCAACCAUAGAGAAAGCAACAACAUGGUGGUACCUGCCAUGCAGCUGGCCAGCAAGAUCCCCGACAUGUCUGUUCAGCUCUGGUCUUCGGCACUGUUGAAAGACUUGAACAAGGCCCUCGGGAACACCAUGGAUGCCCAUGAAGCGGCCCAGAUGCACCAGAACUUCUCCCAGCAGCUGCUGCAGGACCACAUCGCCGCCUGCAGCCUCCCCGAGCAUAACCUCAUCAGUUGGACCGAUGGCCCUCCUCCUGUCCAGAUCCAAGCCCAGAACGGCCCGACCACCAGCCUUGCAAGCCUGCUAUGAGAAAACCCGUCGGUCUCGCCCCCGCGGCGGAAGCUGGUAUAUUAUCACGAGCGACAGACGCCUAACAAACUGCUAUCGGACCGCUGUAGCUGAGAUUUGAGAGGAUUUUAACAGGUCACAGAGUUCAGGCCUUCACUUUAUUAGUUUCUCAAGAUUGCUUCCUGAUUGUCUAUCACUUCUUUAAUUGUUGUAAAGCAAUUACAACUACUGUCGUGCAUGUAUUUCACACUUUCUGAUGGCAUGGAUGCAGGGCAGGGUCUUGACUCUGGAUGAGAGUAGAGAAGGACACAUAGCGACGUAUAAAUGGGCUUCUUUGCCUCGGAUAAAGCGAACCGUUCUCUACGGUCGCCAGGCUUCUCUUCCAUUUGUUGGAGAAAAAAAGGAGGGGCUAGAUAAAGGGGAGGGCAGUAAAGAAAUGUAGAAGAAAUUAAUUUAUUCAUGUCGAUAUUUUUGUAUGUUGGUAAAUAUUUUACAUCUUGCCUUUUUUGUAUGGAUCCUGUUUUUUGUUUUUUGUUUUUUUUGUCAUGCAUGGAGGUUACUGAUGAGGACUCCCUGUACAAUAGUUUGGGGUUGGUAACAAUAAGUUCUUGGUCGAUCAUUUUUUUGCACAAAAUCCAUAUUCGAAAGAAUAGAGUCAUCUUGUAAUAUAUUUUCACACAUUAAUCAGUUGAAAAAUGUCACGAUACAAAUUGGCAGCGAACAUUGUAUUGGGUGAGUUCGCCUGUGGACCGAAAUACUUCUCUGUUGGGUCUGUUGGAGAGCGGUGUUUAAAUACUUGUGAGUUUUAUAUCAUUUGGUGGCUGCCAGGUUUGCCACGUACCCUUUUAGAAGCAACACAACUGAUGUAUUUUUCCAUAAUAUACGAAUUCCCUGCCGAUGUAUUCAUUUUUACAAAUCAGUUUUGGAGCUUACGGUAAUCUUCAGAUAUUCAAAAAAGCAAAUUUAUUUUAUUUUGUUAUAUUUUCAUUUGUCUCGAUAGUUCUACUAAAAGGUUUCUUUACAGUAUGUUUGUAUAGAUUUGCCACUCGUUGAACCUUUAUUGUACAGUGACAUUUUAUAAAGGCGAUUUAGUAAAGUGUGAAAUGUAUUUUUAGCUAUCCUGUGUAGAAAUCUCAAUGCUUGGUAUUUAAGGCACUCUGUAAGGACACAGUUUAAGCUUGAGUACUAGCCAUAUUCUAUCCAAUGCCUAUGUUUUUAAUGCUUACAUUGUUUUCAAUAAUUUUCCAAUAAAAAUAUGAUUGAAAAAAUUGUAGUUUACUGAUUUAAAUAUCGAGGUUGUUGACGUUUUUUAAGCAAAUCCAUUGUACAGCAAUACAGUGUUAGUGGCGAUCAUAUGUUUUAAGUUACCUGUAGGUGGUGCUAGAGUUUUUUAAUGCGUUAACAUGGAUGCAGUUGUACUGUUAACAUCCUUUCUUCUAGACAAAGUAUACACAAAUCUUAAUUUUAGGGCAAAAUGCUGAAGUGUGUGUAUUUCACUUUAUGUAUUUUAGCUACGAACACAACCUGGUAUUCCUAGGAGAAACAUUUGCAUGCUACGUAAACACUACGUCCCUAGAAGGUACCACAUCACUUCCCUGCCUCAAACCCCGACCUCCACCAGCCAGGUGGUACACUGCAAUUCAGAGGUGAUUAUUAGCGAGGCAGUCUGAGCAGAUCUGCAAUUAGCCAGGAAACACUGUGGG
Messenger RNA from Anarrhichthys ocellatus (wolf-eel), 2999 nucleotides. RefSeq names its product MAU2 chromatid cohesion factor homolog. The record is from RefSeq and is a predicted model, not a curated record. Gene Ontology annotation, biological process: mitotic sister chromatid cohesion. Gene Ontology annotation, molecular function: protein binding. The transcript has 7 exons. The coding region runs from base 586 to 1317 and encodes 243 amino acids. NCBI's taxonomy places the organism in Eukaryota, Metazoa, Chordata, Actinopteri, Perciformes, Anarhichadidae.